Closterium sp. Yama58-4 is the source of this 1761-nucleotide messenger RNA. The record is from the annotation of a GenBank genome assembly. NCBI's taxonomy places the organism in Eukaryota, Viridiplantae, Streptophyta, Zygnematophyceae, Desmidiales, Closteriaceae.
AUGGCUUCGCCAUUCCCAACAACCCCCACGAGUGCCUCAUGGUAUGCGCAACCUCCCCUCUGCCCCACAUCACAAUCCUUUGCCCUGCCAGAUGCCUCUGAUCCGCCAGAUGCCUCUGAUCCGCCAGAUGCCUCUGAUCCGCCAGAUGCCUCUGAUCCGCCAGAUGCCUCUGAUCCGCCAGAUGCCUCUGAUCCGCCAGAUGCCUCUGAUCCGCCAGAUGCCUCUGAUCCGCCAGAUGCCUCUGAUCCGCCAGAUGCCUCUGAUCCGCCAGAUGCCUCUGAUCCGCCAGAUGCCUCUGAUCCGCCAGAUGCCUCUGAUCCGCCAGAUGCCUCUGAUCCGCCAGAUGCCUCUGAUCCGCCAGAUGCCUCUGAUCCGCCAGAUGCCUCUGAUCCGCCAGAUGCCUCUGAUCCGCCAGAUGCCUCUGAUCCGCCAGAUGCCUCUGAUCCGCCAGAUGCCUCUGAUCCGCCAGAUGCCUCUGAUCCGCCAGAUGCCUCUGAUCCGCCAGAUGCCUCUGAUCCGCCAGAUGCCUCUGAUCCGCCAGAUGCCUCUGAUCCGCCAGAUGCCUCUGAUCCGCCAGAUGCCUCUGAUCCGCCAGAUGCCUCUGAUCCGCCAGAUGCCUCUGAUCCGCCAGAUGCCUCUGAUCCGCCAGAUGCCUCUGAUCCGCCAGAUGCCUCUGAUCCGCCAGAUGCCUCUGAUCCGCCAGAUGCCUCUGAUCCGCCAGAUGCCUCUGAUCCGCCAGAUGCCUCUGAUCCGCCAGAUGCCUCUGAUCCGCCAGAUGCCUCUGAUCCGCCAGAUGCCUCUGAUCCGCCAGAUGCCUCUGAUCCGCCAGAUGCCUCUGAUCCGCCAGAUGCCUCUGAUCCGCCAGAUGCCUCUGAUCCGCCAGAUGCCUCUGAUCCGCCAGAUGCCUCUGAUCCGCCAGAUGCCUCCGCCCCCACGUCUCCCCUGCUCCUCUGCUGCACUGUCCGCACGCCCUGCAUUCUGCCUUCCUUUGAGGCGCCUCAAAAAUGCUGCACUAUCCGCACGUCCUGCAUUCUGCCGUCCACUCUCCUCCUCUCUUCGCCUGCCUUUUCACCUCCUUUUCCUGACCUCUCUCUACAAUGGAUCAUUCCGCGUUCUUCCAAGUGUCCCAACUAUGCUCGCCAGUAUGCUGGUGCUUCAUCUGCCAGCAGUAGAAAGGAGCAGGGGCAAGGGGAGAAGCAGGGGCAGGAGGAAAAGUUAGGGCAGGAUGAAAAGCAGGAGCAGGAGGAAAAGCCAGGGCAGGAUGAGAAUCAGGGCCAGCAGGUGCUGCAACAGAAGCAAGAGCAGCAUGGAGAGCAGAAUGAGGAGGAUGGUGAGGAGGAGAAGGAGUCUGAGCAUGGGGAUGUGUUUCCCUCUGGCAUGAUGGCAGCACUGCGAGUGCUCUCACUCACCGAAUCCCAGGUGGAUGCUGCCACCUCAGCACUCCUGGAGCGCAAGGCAGCAGCAGGGGCGGGGCCUCUAAGCCCUGCAGACGCGGGGGAAGCAGUGAGGGAGGCAGCAGAGGGAGAUGCGCAGGCGCUGCUGCUGCUGCAACAACUGCUACAGCAACGGCAUGACAGCAUGGUGCAGGGCACGGGGACUGCUGAAGAUGACACUGCAUGGCUCAAUGCUCAUGCGGGCGUAGAUGAGCAUGAUAAGAGUAUGUGGCAUAAAACUCUCUGUGUGGUCUAUCGCCUGGGUCAGAAGCUACUGGCUCAAGAGCUGCUCACACGAGUUGGCCCGUGCAUUCAAGGUAGUAAAUAG